This is a messenger RNA of Vespa mandarinia (Asian giant hornet), 2992 nucleotides long. RefSeq names its product solute carrier family 35 member F5. The record is from RefSeq and is a predicted model, not a curated record. Lineage: Eukaryota; Metazoa; Arthropoda; Insecta; Hymenoptera; Vespidae. Gene Ontology annotation, cellular component: membrane.
UCGUAUACCAUUCUCAUAAUCGAAGUAUUUGUUGUGGUGGCCGUCACUCCGGUAACAAGAACUUCAAAGUAUCUAUACAAGAAUUAUGGAUCGAGAAGAUACGUUUGUUAGAUACAGGAAAAAUCGGCGCCAACGAGGCGAUAAAUGAAACUACGGAACGUCAUCUGAAAAUUAAUAUGGCCACAAACGGUUGUCAUUACGUGAUAACGAGAUAUAAAUGUUGAAAUAACAGUGAAAGUACGAAGAAAUCGCGAAAGAUAUUGUGAAUAUAAGAUUGUUAUUAUAAUAGGAGAGAAAAAAAAAAUUUGUUAAUUAGUAUACUACAAAAUAUGCAUUCCAACUUAUUAUUUCAAAAUGUAGAAAUAGAAUUUAUUCUAAUACGAUAGAGAUUAAUCGUAAAGUCUUUCAAAAAAUAAAUGUUAUCAGCUUAUGGUUAUUCUGAAACGGUAUACCUUCGCGAUGUAUAUAUACACAGUUAUUCCACCUGUUACCUACAUACACAAUACUAUUUAACGUUAUCGGCUGAAACAAACAUGACCCCCUAAAUGUAAAAUAGUAUAAACUAUUUUCAAGAUGAGUUGUUCUGUGGAAUUAAGACAACGCAGACAACAGGGGAUGACGGAGGAUCCUCAUAGACUUGCAGCAAUGAUGAAUAAAUCUCAAAGACUUGUUUUAGGACUUUUGGUUUUAUUAUUGGUUGAUAUCAUUUGGGUUUCAAGCUCUGAAUUGACGAAAUAUAUUUAUAGAGAAGCAGCUUUUGAAAAGCCAUUUUUUAGUACAUAUAUAAAAACAUCCAUGUUUACUCUUUAUUUACUUGGUUUAUGCUUUUGGCCCCCAUGGCGGGAUCAAUGUAAUAGGCCAGCGACUUAUAUGUUCAUAGACCCGAAUGUCGAAGAUGAUAAUUUCUACACAGAAGCUAAUACAAGUUUGAGUGAUCCAACAUUUGUGCCGAUAAAGACACCAGAUCAUUGUGAACGUUCUUCUGGUACAGAAAGUGACGAUUCUUCCAUUCGAUCUGUAAGAUUUAGCAAAUUAGCAGAAGUCAGACACAUGUCAGAAAGCGAUGCUACAGAAGCUUUACUAGCUAGACUAAGUUAUCAAGCAAGCAUCAGAGCUGGGGAGCAUGCUCGACGUCAAGCUAAUAAAUUUUCUGUUCAGAAAGUAGCUAAAAUUGCACUUAUGUUUUGUUUAUUUUGGUUCUUAGCAAAUUACACUUAUCAAAUAGCAUUAUCUGAAACAGAAGCUAGUGUUGUCACAAUACUAUCUUCUACGUCGAGUUUAUUCACUCUAUUCCUUGCUGCCUUUUUUCCAAGUAAUGGAGGAGAUAAGUUUACAUUAUCGAAACUAGUUGCUGUAUCUGUUAGCAUAUUUGGAUUAGUAUUAGUCGGUCUUUCAGAUUUAACAAUAGAAAGUAGUAGAAUACCAACAGGUAUAAUAUUGGCUCUAGUCAGCGCAUUUUUUUAUGCAGCAUAUAUUGUAUUUUUGAAAAGAAAAGUCGAUCACGAAGAUAAAAUGAAUAUACCAAUGUUUUUUGGAUUUGUGGGACUUUUCAAUUUAACACUUUUGUGGCCACUAUUUUUUAUUCUUCAUUAUGGCCACUGGGAAGAAUUUGAAUGGCCUGAUACUCAUCAAUGGACAUUUUUGAUCAUCAAUGGAUUAAUUGGCACUGUAUUAAGUGAAGUUCUUUGGCUAUGGGGUUGUUUUCUGACAUCAUCAUUAAUAGCAACAUUGGCUAUUAGUUUAACAAUGCCAAUGUCAAUGAUAGCUGAUGUUCUAUUAAAAAAGGUUGAGUAUCCUUGCAUUUUUUACUUAGGAACCAUUCCAAUGCUGUUAGCAUUUUUGACUGUAUCUAUACUAUCCCAUUAUGAUAACUGGGAUCCUGUUAUGGAUUUAAUAAAGAGACUGUAUCUCUGGAUUUGUCGAAAGAACAGAUCUACAAGGAUACCAGAUCUUGAAGCAGAACAGACAGAAUCACUCAUAGGAAUAAAUAAUGGUGAGCACGAAGCUUGAUUCGACAAUAAAAGCAGUCGCAUAAUGCAAAUGUUUUCUGUAAAUCUCUACAAAGGUAAUCUAUAUUUUGUUUAUGUCUAAAGCCAUUUUAUAAACGAUAUAUGCUAAGUUCAAAUAUUCUUUAUAUAUGUAUAAACAUACAUGAUAUACUGAUAUAUACAUAUAUAUGUAUGUAUGUAUAUAUCAGUAUUCUAUGAAGCAAUUGUUAAACAUAAAAUAUCUUGAGAAAUUUAUGUUUAUUGUGAAAAAAUGAUAAUAGAAGAAAAAAAACGGCUUUAACACCAAUGAUAGAAUGAAGAUAUUAUAUAACUGGUCAAAGUAAUUAUAACAUAAGCAUUUUAUCUCUUUAGCUCGCAAAAAAAAUAUUACAAUACUGCCAGACAAUAAUAAUAAUUUAUUUGAAAUGAAGCUUACAUGUUCUUUUUUUAAAAUAUUGUAUAUCUGUGAACUACCUCUGUGUAAGAAAGUAUUGGCAUUAAUCAACAAUUUCAUGUAAUAUAUAUAUAUAUGAAUUAUGUUCCAUCUUAUCUAUAAUUUGAUUUAGAAACAGCUUUGUAUUAAGAGAAUCAAUAAGAGAACAUAUAUUAUCUAAUAUUUCAACGGUUUCAUAAUGAUUCAAAAAUUCUAUUUGAAGAAAUACAUUUUCUCUAAGGAUUUGUUAUAUUUCAUAAAGAGAUAAAAGAUUUUACAAUAUUGUUUGAUUAAAUAAUAUUUGAAUUCAUUCAGAAGAUUAUAAUGAUAUAUAAUAUGUAACAUAAGAACAACAUAAUUCAAAUUAUGUAAAUAUACUCAAAAUAUCAUUUGAUGUGCAAUACUUCAAUUUAUUAAACUUUAUAGAUGUUACAAGAUACAUGACUAAGUAUUUUAUAACGUGUUCUAUUGUUGUCGUAAUUUAUCUUCUUUUGCUAUAAUCUUAUUUAAUAUUUUAAAAAUCAAACAAAUUUUUGUUACAAUUCUAAAAAAAAAGAAAAAAAGAGAGAGA